AUGGCUCCAGUGAGCACGGAGGCCAUGCUGGGUCGGCUCCUGCUCGCAGCGCUGCUGGCAGCAAGUCUGGUAGCUGCUGUUGAUCGGAACAACUUUAAGACAUGCGAGCAGAGCGCAUUCUGCCGCCGUCAUCGUGACAUGCCCGAGGGCGCGUCAAAAUAUACUGUGCGCUCGAACAUUGAGACCUCAGAUACUGGCAUCACCUUUACCAUCCUAAACACUGAGACCAACGUGGAGCUGGCAGCCUCCUUCGAGGCCUUUGAAGGUGCCACCGGUCGACUCCGGAUCCGGGAAAAGGCGCCAAUCCGCGCACGCUAUGAAGUGCAGGACGUUGUGAAUCCCCACCUCGUGCAUGUGUCCUCGACCAUUGGGCAACAGACAGAAGAUGGUUUCGUGGUUAACUUUGGCGAAUGUGCCAUGGCCGUCACUUACCAGCCUUUCCGCAUUGACUUUUUGCGCAAAGAGGCGGUUGUGAUCAGCCUCAACAGCCGUGGGCUGUUCAAUUUUGAGCACUAUCGCGAAAGGCAGGAGGGCGAUGAAGAGGGCAUGUGGGAAGAAGACUUCAAGACCCACAAGGACACCAAGCCUUACGGCCCCUCGUCCCUGGCUAUCGAUGUCUCAUUCCCAGGCGUGGCCAACGUGUACGGCAUUCCCGAGCAUGCCGAUGACCUGUCGCUCAAGCCCACUCGGGGCUCUGGCGCCGAUCGCCAGCCCUACCGCCUUUACAACUUGGACGUGUUCGAGUACGAACUCGAAGAAAGCAUGGCGUUAUAUGGCAGCCGAGCCACUGGUAUCGAUCGCCAGCGUCCCCUCUUACAGAUUGCCACGCGUAGCAUUCCCUACAUGGUCGGUCACAAGGCUGGGCAGACGAGUGGGUUUCUCUUUCUGAACCCUUCGGAGAUGUGGGUUGAUGUCAAAAAGACUGAGACCUCGGCUGUCAACGCCUUUGCCAACCGUGUCAAGUCCAUGUUCACGGGCUCCAGCAAUGAGGAAGUGCCCCAAACGGAUUCUCACUGGAUUGCUGAGAGUGGCAUCAUGGACUUUUUUGUCUUUUUGGGCCCCAGCCCCAAGGAGGUGUUCCACCAAUACGCCACAGUCACGGGCUUUUCGCCGUUGCCCCCGCUCUUCAGCCUGGCAUACCACCAGUGCCGCUGGAACUACAACGAUCAGGAGGAUGUGCGCUUUGUCACCACCCAGAUGGAUGAGCAUGACAUUCCUUUUGAUGUCAUCUGGCUGGACAUUGAGCACACGGACGGCAAGCGCUACAUGACCUGGGAUCAGGCCAAGUUCCCGGAGCCAGAGGCCAUGCAAAAAUUUGUUGCCUCUACAGGACGUCGCAUGGUCAAUAUCGUGGAUCCUCACAUCAAGCGAGCAGGGGGAUACCACCUGCACGAAAACGCCCAAAAGCUGGACUACUACAUCAAGGACCGUGAUAACAAGGCCUAUGAUGGCUGGUGCUGGCCCGGUUCUUCUUCUUGGCUGGACUUUUUGAAUCCUGAGAUCCGCUCGUGGUGGGCUGACAUGAUCAACCCUGAGCAUUACAAGGGCACGACUCUGGACAUGUACUUCUGGAACGACAUGAAUGAACCGUCGGUCUUUAACGGACCUGAGGUGACCAUGCACAAGGAUGCAAAACACUUUGGCGGCUGGGAACAUCGCGAUGUGCACAACAUCUACGGCAUGUGGCAGCAGGCUUCCACGGCCGAGGGCAUCAAGCGCCGCUCCGGUGGCUCAGAACGUCCCUUUGUGCUGUCGCGCGCAUUCUUCGCUGGUAGCCAGCGUUAUGGCGCCAUUUGGACUGGAGACAACACGGCUGGCUGGGAUCACUUGGCCGCUAGUCUGCCAAUGGUCAUGAGCAUUGGCGUGGCCGGCCUUCCCUUUGCGGGUGCCGACAUGGGUGGCUUCUUUGGCAACCCCGAUGCAGAGCUGCUCGUUCGCUGGUACCAAGCGGGAGCCCACCAACCCUUCAUGCGCGCACAUGCCCACAUUGACACCAAGCGCCGCGAGCCCUACCUCCUCGAAGAAGCGGAGCGCGGCUUUGUACGUGACGCCGUUCGCAGCCGCUACCAGCUUCUGCCUUACGUCUACACCGAAUUUUACUUGGCAGAGCAAACGGGGACGCCUGUGAUGCGAACAGUGUGUGACCACCAUGCCUCGACGGGCCUGGAUCUGGACAAGCCUCACUUUUAUCCUCCAAUUGUUCCCAGGCCGUUGUGGGUUGACUUUCCCGCCGACGACAAGGUGUUUGCCGAGCAGGAGGAGCAUCUGUUGGGCUCCAGCAUGCUGAUUGCACCCGUGCUCGAGGCCGGACAUACGACAAAACGGGUAUACUUUCCGGCCAACAGCGUGUGGUAUGACAUGCAGACAUGGGAGCGUUUUGCAGGCGGCCGGCAAGUCACGGUGAUGGCCCCCUUGGACAAGAUUCCCGUCUACCAGCGAGCCGGUAGCAUCAUUCCGAAGCGUAUGCGUGUGCGCCGCAGCUCGCGACUCAUGGCACACGAUCCCUUUACGUUGUACAUUGCCGUUGAUCCGGCAACGCAAUCGGCCAGCGGUCAAUUGUACCUCGACGACACGCACACGUUUUCGUACACUGCCAGCAAGCAAUUCUUGCUUCGUAACUUUGAGCUCCGUGGCCAAGGUCAAACCUACACUUUCUCCAGUCGUGCUGCCCCGGAGUCGGGUUCAUUUGAGACUCCCGCGUGGGUCGAGCGUCUUGUGAUCGUGGGUCUUGAGAACGUGGCUACCAUCAGCGAGGAGGGACGGAAUGUCGAGUUUUCCAAGAAGGGUGCCACCUUGGUGGUGAAAAAGCCCUGGGUCAAUUCUGUGGCUGAUGACUUCACCCUCACCAUCACCCUGGCAUAG
Messenger RNA from Monosiga brevicollis MX1, 2862 nucleotides. RefSeq lists its product as uncharacterized. The record is from RefSeq and is a predicted model, not a curated record. Gene Ontology annotation, molecular function: carbohydrate binding; alpha-glucosidase activity. Bases 1 to 2862 code for a protein of 953 amino acids. The transcript is spliced from 18 exons. Lineage: Eukaryota; Choanoflagellata; Craspedida; Salpingoecidae. Gene Ontology annotation, biological process: carbohydrate metabolic process; N-glycan processing.